CCCGGCGGCGGGGCGGGGGCGCCGGGCCCGCUGAGCCUUGCGCUCGUUGACGCCGCGCAGCGGGAAGAUGGUGGGGACCCGCACCAGACCGGACUGAGUGUAGAAAAUAAGAGUAAAUCUGUCAGAAGCACUUUGGCGAAGCAGAGACUGGCAGUGUUCCCCGAUCUCAGAAAUGGCACACCACGGGUUAUGCUCAAGAGAGUCAUACAGAGCCAACCUCAAGUUUCACCGCUGGCACCUCGGAUAUCUAACCAUGAAGACAAACAAGAAGCUCAUGCAGAAGUCCCAUCUAAGAGGGUUUCCAGCAUGGGGGAAUUGCAGCUGCCAGAUGUUGCUCCUGAGAACAGGAUCACUGUAUUCUGCAUGACAAAGAAGAGAAAGAAACUCAGCAUUUCUGAAUUUGAGAGAGCAGCAGAGAGACGACUUCCCCAGUACCAAGCUCAGUCAACGUUGGACAGCACAAUUAUGACUCGUUCCCUUCACAUGUCUGUGGGUUCCUUGCUGGCCCCAGACACUGUUGAAAAGAGGGGCUUGUUCCGGAGGCCAAAAAUCCGCAGGGCUGUUGACAUGCAAGAGUUUGAAGGCAGAGUGGAACAGUACAUGCUGAAGAGCAAAGGGCAGAACUAUCUUGUGGACUCACCAUCUGGGAUUCGAACAAGCAUCCUGACAAGUGAUGCAGAAAUGAUGAUGAAUACUACAGAGCUCUUUGUUCAGCCCCAGCUGCAUGAACAGAGCCAAAAUAAAUCUGCUCUUGAACCCCAACUGUCCAAUUUGAAAACUUCAGCAGAGAGGAGCCUGAUUUCUGAUGCAGAUCAAGAAGAAGCAAGGCUGGAGGGCCUGGUGUCUGGUGUGAGCACAAAUGAGAAAAGAUACUCCAAGAGCUCACGCCUUGAUCAUGAGCAUGUUGACAGAAUGACUCAUAUAUCUCCACAAACCCCUGCAAAACAGCAAGAAGAAAAGCAAGAUCAUUCCCAUCAGAGUAACGGAAUGGCACAGAUUUCUUUUACUGAAGAGGAGGUGGUUUGCAGUAUUUAUAGAUGGAGCUCCUCUCUGUCCUUCACAAGUUCAAGUAAAUAUUUGGGAUCCCCAGUCACUCUAAAUAUUUCCACCAUAUCUUUGAGAGAAGUUGUCUCCCAUAUAAUUGAAGACCUAGAAAUAAGUGAAACAAAAGAAGAGAUGAUUAAUGCAGUGAAUGGAGUGGAACAGGAAAGGAUUUUCCAAGAGGCUGCAGAACAUGGUGCAAAUGCUGGAUAUUCUGAACAUUUGGAGAAGAAACUGUCUGAAAAAGCAGAUUUGCAGAUAACUGCAGCACGAGACAACAGAGGUGAAACAGAAAUGGCUCCUUCAGCAGGAGAGGAACUGGCAGAAGGCAGCAUUGGAGCCCAGGGCUCUCCUACAGCUGACAGUGAGAUUACCAAAGGCAUUGGAGCUGAAAGUCUGGGCAGGCACUCUCAUGCCUUUUCCUCAUUUCGCAAACCUGAGAUGACUCCAUUAAAUGAAACUGAUGAACAAGGAGGUGAACUACAGGACCAGGCUGUCAUGCUAGAGUUGAAUAGUUCAGUGGAAGAGCCUGCUGAGGAUGAAGCUGAAUACCCUGCAAGUCAAGAGGUUUCCAUGAAGACUCCUGCGUUUGUCCGUGCUCCAGCCUCCAACCUCCUGCUGUCAAAGCCACGUGUUGCAAAACCUGCUUCUCCCAGGUCUCCCGUGCAGCAGCUGCAGCCUAAGGUACUUCCAAGGAGAUUGGGAACAUCCGAGAGGAAACCACGUGAGCCUCAAAUACCAAGGAGUUGGAUAAAGGAGGCAUUCAGGCAUUUUGCUAAAAUGCCAGUGACUACAGAUGCAUACAGAAUUGUUGAAAAAUGCUGUGAGAGAUACUUCCAGCAGCUGAGCGAUGAUCUGGAAGCUUACACCCACCAUGCAGGGAGGAAGACAGUGGAGGCAGCUGACUUGGAAGUCCUCAUGAGAAGGCAAGGGCUGGUGACAGACAAGACAUCGCUGAACGUGCUGAUAGAGCGUCACUUCCCUCUGCAGUACCGGAAGCUCCUGAUUCCAGUUGCAGUGAGUGGAAAUAAAGUGAUCUCCAGCAGCUGAAGGUGCAGGGAUGGCCCCUGUGGGGGGGAAGGUGGCCUGCUCCCCUCCCAGGGGCUGGCUGUGGGUUGUUCCAUGGCUCUGCUCCAGGUGAUGCUUUUCCACUCAUAACCAGUCAGACAAUGACUGCUGGCUGUUCUGAGUGGAGGCAGGUUGUGCUGUGUCCACCACACCACCCUGCUGGGUCUUGCCAGCCUUUGUUACGAGUCAUUUGACUAUCCGUAUUUUUAUAUGUUACCUUUGAAUAUUUGUACAGCUCUGAUAAAUAAAAUGUUGCAUGUAUUUUGUGUGAU
This is a messenger RNA of Ficedula albicollis (Collared flycatcher), 2381 nucleotides long. RefSeq names its product centromere protein T (gene CENPT). Gene Ontology annotation, biological process: kinetochore assembly; chromosome segregation; mitotic cell cycle. The annotation marks the transcript as partial. The transcript is spliced from 14 exons. The record is from RefSeq and is a predicted model, not a curated record. NCBI's taxonomy places the organism in Eukaryota, Metazoa, Chordata, Aves, Passeriformes, Muscicapidae. Gene Ontology annotation, cellular component: kinetochore. Gene Ontology annotation, molecular function: DNA binding; protein heterodimerization activity.